AUGACAGCCUUGUUUUCAGUUUUUCAAUUCGCUCUCCUCGUUGGAGUCCAUGCCUGGGAUUACGGAGUACCCUACUAUCCGGCGCCGUAUUACCAAGCGCAGCCUCAGUUCGAGUUUUCCCAGUGCCCGCCCACGGGUCCCGAGAGUGUGGUGUGUGCCGUUGCCCCCGGAUCAGAGCCCUCGACCUUUCCCAGCCCCUGCGAGGUUACCCGCUUCAAGUAUCUCACCGGAAAUGAUUGGAUCAUCAUUCAUUCCAAUCGAUGUGAGAACCUAGAACUCUGUCCGGACAAUUGCCAGGAAUACGGAAGCCCCGUCUGCGGAAGAUUGGGAAAUGUGAGAAGAACCUUCAAGAGUCGUUGUGAGCUGCAGCUGGUCAAGUGCCGAACCGAUCUGGCUUUUGAACUGCACCAUGAGGGUCCCUGUGAUAGCAGAUAUCCGGCUAGUCGAUCAUCCCAGGCUCGUUCUUAUAACUAUAAUCCCUAUGUGAUGCACCAUCAGCCCAGCUAUAACCCCUAUGGACCACCAAGGUCUGCACGUCCUUAUAAUCCCUAUGGCCACUACCAACGUCAGCCCUUGAGCAGUCCUCAGCAUCGUAACCAGGGUCCUGUUUAUCUGCCCUACGAGUUAACCUGGGAUAAUCUUCCCACAGAGUUUACAGUCUCAUAUACCACGCCAGCAACUACCUACAAGACUAGUCCACAAACUUAUUAUAAAACAACCACAACCCCUAAAACUACGACUCCGGAGGUAACGACUACGACUACGGAGAGUCCUACAACUACUUCCACGUCUACAACUACAACAACUUCUACAACAUCUACAAGUUCCACAACUUCAAGGCCCAAUCCCCGAGAAAACAUCAAGAUUAAUGCAGUUAUAGAAACGACAACUACUACCGAGGGUCCCAAGGAAACCACUGAGACUACCACUACAUAUCUGAAAAAGUAUUAUACAACUGCUUCUCAUGAACAUGCCACCACCACAGAAGAUUCAAAGAAAUCCACCACUGAAGAACCUAAUGAAGAGAUAGCCCCUGAGAAGAAAAAUAUUGCUGGAUUAAUUCAAGUUAAUGCAGUUCAAGAGACAACUUCUACAGAAUCCUCCACGGAUUCUUCCACAGAAUCCUCCACGGAUUCUUCCACAGAAUCCUCCACGGAUUCUUCCACAGAAUCUUCUACGGAAAAAGUAACUUCCACAGAGUAUACUAAAGCUUAUAAAACUCCAUCGUACCGCUCUUCCAAGUCUUAUCAGACCAAUGCGGCUUAUGAGACACCAAGUUAUGGUAGUUAUCAGACUCCUUCUUAUUCUCCUUAUGGAGACAAGUCAUAUGGAAACUAUGGAACUUCGAGUGUUUAUAAGGAUUAUUAUCCAACGACAAGUACUGAAGAGACUACGGAGGAGACAACAGAAGAGACUAAUGAAGAAACAACAGAAGGAACAACAGAAGGAACAACAGAAGAAACUACAGAAGAAACUACAGAAGGAACUACAAAAGCAAUUACACCUGCAGCGGAAGAACCCCUUAAUAAUAUAAUUAAAAUUAAUGCCGUUCAGGAAGAGGAGAGUUUGGAAGUCACCACAGAAACAACCACAGAAGUAAUCUACACAAAGAAACCCACAUCCUCUCCCACGUAUGAGACCUACAAGGAACCCCCAAAACCAAGCUACGAAACCAAGGAUUACAAUCCCACUUAUCCUUCCAACGAAUCGUAUAAGGAACCCGUAAAACCAACCUAUGAAUCCCAAAAGUAUAAUCAGACCUAUCCCACCAACGAAACCCAUAAGACUUACGAAUCCACAAUCAUCACCAAAAACGGAACUGUUCUAAACUUCCACUACGGAACCCUCUAUCUAAAUCUGGGAACCUCCGAAAGAAUCAAGUCCCUGCUCUUCUUGGACUUCGACAAGGAGGAAAAUCAAAGCCCACAAAGCUACGGUCCAGCCCCGAAGAACUGA
Molecule: messenger RNA, 1956 nt
Organism: Drosophila bipectinata
Lineage: Eukaryota; Metazoa; Arthropoda; Insecta; Diptera; Drosophilidae
Product: mucin-2
Molecular function (GO): protein binding
Source: RefSeq, a predicted model, not a curated record